Molecule: messenger RNA, 690 nt
Organism: Cyphomyrmex costatus
Lineage: Eukaryota; Metazoa; Arthropoda; Insecta; Hymenoptera; Formicidae
Exons: 2
Source: RefSeq, a predicted model, not a curated record
AUGGGAAAAACGAAAGUUUAUCAGCAAAAAUUUCGCUUGGAAUGGAAGAUACAUUCAAAAUUAAAGGAUUGGAUUCGGGAAGAAUUGACAAAUAAAACUCAAGCAUACUGUACAUAUUGUAAGUGUAAUAUUCAAUGUAAACUGAGCGAUUUACUUUCCCAUGCUGAAACAAAAAAGCACAAAACAAACUGUGAAUCGCACAUACAAAUAAAUAAACUUCCGUUCAAACCUUCGUCCUUUAAGACACAGCAGCAAGAGGCUGCUUUAGCAUUAUACGUUAGUCAACAUAGCGCAAUAGCGCCAAUUGAUCAUUUAACUGCCUUAUGUAAAAAUAAAUUUAACAAUAGUGAGUCGUGCGUUCAAAUAAGGUUGCACAGAACCAAGUGUACCAACAUCGUAAAAUAUGUGCUGGCUCCUCAUUUUAUUGAAGAUUUACAAAAUGACAGUAAUUCAAAAUUUAGUUUAUUGCUCGACGAAUCAACGGAUAUUAGCAUUACAAAACUUUUAGGUAUUGUUAUCUUAUAUUUUAGUGAAAAGAACAGAAAGAUAGUGUCAACUUUUCUUUCAAUGGCAAUCCUAGAAAGUGGAAAUGCAAAGGAUAUUGUAAAAUGUUUCAAGAAUGAGCUUGAGAAAUUCAAAUUGAACAUUAAAAACUUGAUUGGCAUAGGAACAGACAAUGCUUCUGUGAUG